Messenger RNA from Penicillium pulvis, 789 nucleotides. RefSeq lists its product as uncharacterized. The record is from RefSeq and is a predicted model, not a curated record. Lineage: Eukaryota; Fungi; Ascomycota; Eurotiomycetes; Eurotiales; Aspergillaceae. Bases 1 to 789 code for a protein of 262 amino acids. The transcript has a single exon.
AUGGUUCAGCCUUCGAUUUUCGACUUGCCUCCUCAGCUGAGGCUGUAUCCGACUUGCGGUGUCAAGAAGGAGCAGCCGAAGCCCCUCUUCUGGUUCCCAGGUUUGAAUCCUCCGCUCCGCCGCCGCCUGUCACCCAUCCCAGGUUCCAAGCGCACUGGUUUUGAAUCGCUCCGGCGCUAUCCCAACGAUCGCAAGGUCAUCUUGGCCAGAGUUGCGUAUCUGCGGGAAGUUGACCGAGUCCGUAGCAACCUGUUGUUUGCAAGUGUUCCUUCUCCUCUCCUUCCUCCCCCUCCCCCCCAUGGUGCUCCUGUGAUGGCAGGUAUUUUGAAGGCGACUAAAGCUCCCCGCACAUCGGCUCUCGACCGCAGCGUUCACUUCGGUGAUGCAAAGGUGGUCGAAGUCGAGCGAUGGAUGCCGCAGAAGCCCCAAAGUAUCAUGAAGGUGUCUGGCGCACCCCGCACAUCGGCUCACGACCGCCGCGUUCACUUCGGUGAGGAAGAGGUGGUCGUAGUCGAGCGGUGGAUGCAACAGCGAGCCCGAAAGCCUAUGUAUCACCCUUGCCCGCCUCCUGCCUGUGCCCUGUUCCCGCCCAUUCAGAAGCGUGUUUACCAGUCCUGGUGUUUUGACCCUGCGGCCCCUACACCCGAUGAACUUGAUCUCCAGCACCGUUCACAAAAGUACCACAGAGUGGUCACCUGUCAGUCUGAAUCGAUUUCGAUUAGAAAGGCCAUAGGUUGUGGCGUUGCGUGCGUUGGAUUCAUGCUUCUGUUGACUUGGUUGAAACCGUGA